UUUGUUUUGAAAGCGAGCAAAAUCCGGAAAUAUGGAUGAAAAUACCAACGAGAGCCAGCGGAUGCGUCAUCAGUCGGUGAGAUUUGCUGCUGGCGAAAGCUCGUCGGCAUCUCAGCUUCUCUACUCUCCGCGCUGCAUGCCCAUCAAAUCGGCGUUGAAACAUUCGUCGUCUUCUUCAGCUGCUUCCGGAUCAACCGAUUCGGGAUUCGCCGGCUCUGCCUUCGCCGACAACGAAGGAGAAGGAGAAAAUGAGAUGGUCGUGUUGGCGGCUGAUCGUCAGGCGGCCAUCCAGCGUCAGAAGGAAGAAGCCAAGAAGCGCCGGAGGAAGAAGAAACGGACUGGAUCCAGUCUUUUUGCCUCUACCUUUAAUGAGCUCUACCGACUGACUGGCGAGUUUUUGGGGCAAGGAGCCUACGCCUCGGUUCAAACGUGUGUCAACAUCUGGACUGAUGUCGAAUAUGCCGUCAAGAUAAUUGAAAAAGUGCCGGGUCAUAGCCGCGACCGCGUCUUUAAAGAAGUCGAGACGUUUCACCACUGCCAGGGGCAUCCGAACAUCAUUCAAUUGAUAGAAUUUUUCGAAGAGGAGGAUCGCUUCUAUUUGGUUUUUGAGAAGAUAUUGGGUGGUCCGUUGCUGUCACACAUUCAACGGCGCGUCCACUUUACCGAGCACGAGGCGAGCUUGGUGCUGCGCGACUUAGCCGCCGGCCUGCAGUUUUUGCACAAGAAGGGCAUCGCCCACCGGGACCUCAAGCCGGAAAACAUCCUUUGCGUCUAUCCCGACCGUCUGACGCCGGUCAAGAUCUGUGAUUUCGAUCUCGGUUCGGGCAUCAAAUUCAACUCGAACCUCAAUUCGCCCAUUUCGACGCCUGAACUCCUCACUCCGGUCGGCAGUGCCGAGUUUAUGGCUCCAGAAGUUGUUGACGCUUUUGUCGGCCAGGUCAUCAGCGGCUACGACAAGCGAUGCGACUUGUGGUCGCUCGGCAUCGUCAUGUACAUCUUGCUGUGCGGCUACCCACCGUUCUAUGGCCACUGCGGCGCCGAUUGCGGAUGGGAACGUGGUGAAUCGUGCCAAUCGUGUCAGGGCUUGCUCUUUACCAGCAUCCAGGAGGGUUGUUAUGAUUUCCCCGAGCGCGAAUGGGCCCACAUCUCGCAAGAGGCCAAGGAUCUCAUUCGCGGUCUUUUGGUUAAAGAGGCACCACGUCGUCUUUCUGCUCAAUCUGUCUUGGAGCAUCCAUGGGUCAAGAACGGUGGUCCCCGUACUCCCCUCAUCACUCCCCAAGUCAUUCGAAGGAACAAUAGUGCCCGGGAAUUGUCAGUGUUUGCAGAGAGCGCCAUGGCCGUUAAACGGGUGGUAAUGCAACAUUUUAGCAUGAAUUUGGCCUUGGAAGCGAGAUUGAGAAGCCUGGACGAAGAUUCUGGACUAGGCCAGGAAACCGAAGUCAUCGAGAUGGAUGUCGACAGUCAGUCGGUAGAGGAUGACACCAUUCAAUUUGGCCAUUUGUCUCUGGAUUCGGAGAAUGUUGUCGUGCCCGUCAAAUCGUCUAUGAGUAGCGCGUCGAUGGACCAUUCUGCACGCGGGGAAUCGCGCAAGAAAGUAACGUUCGGUUUGGCUCCGCCUACCGGAUCACGAUUGGCUCAGAGACGUUUAAAGUCGUGUCUUAGUCUGGACGCUCUGACUCCCAACGGCAAUUAAACGACAAACUUCGACUGUCCCACCUUGUCUACAAAAACCAUGAUAAUUUUGCGUAUGACUUCUCUCCCUCCCACUCCCGUCUCUUACCAAUGUUUCAGUUAUUUCUUUUUUUUUCCGUCUAUUGCUUCCAUCACCCACAAAAACUAAACAAAAAAAAAUAACUACUUUUGUAAAUACUUUGUAAAUAUGAAAAAACAACAAAAAAAAACUUUAAGUGAGCUUUUUUAGUUUGACCGUUUUUCCACAUGGUAUAUAUCGUUUGGCGGAAAAAAGACAGAAAAAAAAUCAUUCUUAGUCCUCGUUUUUUACCGUCCAAUUGAAUGGAAACCACAAAAUGCAAAAAUACUUCCUUUUCCCUCCCUUUCCCCUCGAGUGACUCAGGUUUCAAUUGGCUCGGACGAUAGGGGGGUUUAAAAAAAUUGUGUAUGAUCGUUGGACAUAGUUAAUCUUUUAAACAAUGGUAGAUUGUAGGCUCAGCCAUAUUUUUCCGGUUUUUUUUUUUCUAUUUUGAUAUCGGGUCAUAUUCAAAUCCCCCUACCCCUUCCCGCCUACCUUUUGGUGUUGGUCUGGUGCGAUUUCCGACUUUUUCUUUGCCGACAGUUACGUUGUUUAUUACAGCCAUUUCUUAUUUUUCUCUAUUUUUGGGUAAAAAAAAAUUCAUAUAUGAUAUUUUAAUCACGUUUUGUUUCCCGGUUUAUUCUGUGUGACUGUCGAAAAAAGGCUGUUGUAAAAAACACGACAUCAACGUGAUAUAUCCACAAAUGGGUGAUUGGAUUAUAACGAACGCGGGAGUUUCGGGUUGGUUUAUUUUAAAUUUUCUUCAAUCUUUUGAAAAAAAAACGAAUGUACGCUUGUCAUAAGUGUGUGCAUGUUGUUGUACACCUCCGAGUACAAAAGUGACUUAAAAGUUUUUCCAUUGCAUGGUGACCAUCACGAGAUGCGAAACGGAAGGUGUAAGAUGUGAUGAUUCUUCCUCGAAUUGGCAUGUGCUAUUAACAUCUUUCUGUUGAUGUCACGUAUGAUGAUCAUAUGUUCCCCCCAGUUUCUCCAUGUGUCCUUUUGGGAGAGGACACUACUGGUCUGAAAUCGAGAUCCUAUUUAAAGCAACAAAAAUGUAAAAAGACGUAAAAAAAUACAAUUGGAUUUCAAACGCA
This is a messenger RNA of Daphnia carinata, 2847 nucleotides long. RefSeq names its product MAP kinase-interacting serine/threonine-protein kinase 1-like (gene Lk6). The transcript has 5 exons. Bases 32 to 1693 code for a protein of 553 amino acids. Gene Ontology annotation, molecular function: calmodulin binding; ATP binding; calcium-dependent protein serine/threonine kinase activity. Lineage: Eukaryota; Metazoa; Arthropoda; Branchiopoda; Diplostraca; Daphniidae. Gene Ontology annotation, biological process: peptidyl-serine phosphorylation; protein autophosphorylation; intracellular signal transduction. The record is from RefSeq and is a predicted model, not a curated record. Gene Ontology annotation, cellular component: cytoplasm; nucleus.